Messenger RNA from Pundamilia nyererei, 981 nucleotides. RefSeq names its product hepatitis A virus cellular receptor 2 homolog. Gene Ontology annotation, cellular component: external side of plasma membrane. The transcript is spliced from 2 exons. Bases 51 to 581 code for a protein of 176 amino acids. NCBI's taxonomy places the organism in Eukaryota, Metazoa, Chordata, Actinopteri, Cichliformes, Cichlidae. Gene Ontology annotation, biological process: immune response; cell surface receptor signaling pathway; negative regulation of T cell proliferation. The record is from RefSeq and is a predicted model, not a curated record.
UGUAAUAUAACCUCUGCUCUGUGUUGUUUCCUCUUUCAGACCAGAAAAACAUGACAGCUGAGUCUGGACAGGACGUCACUCUGACAUGUCGAGCUCCGAAAAAUAACAUCAUCUUAGGUGUGGAGUGGAGCAGAGCUGACCUGAGAGAUGAAUAUGUGCUUUUUUAUCGGAAUGAGCAGUUGGAUCCAGACAACCAACAUCCAUCUUUUAAGAACCGGGUGGAUCUGCAGGACAAACAGUUGAAGGAUGGAGACGUGUCUUUGAUUCUGAAGAAUGUGUCGAUUAAUGACAAUGGAACAUACGAGUGUCGUGUCAAGGCAGGAACAAACCGUAGAAAGAGAGCUAUUUUGGAUGUUGACCCCAUCAGCAGCAUCACCCUGAGUGUUGUUGAUCCUCCAGGUCACACAGGAGGAGACACAGAGGAUGGAGGGAAGGAGGAUGGAGGGAAGGAGGAUGGAUCUGUUGGACUGAAAGUUGGUUUAUCAGUUUCUACUGUGCUUCUUGUUGCUGCUGUUGUUGGUUUUGUGAUCUACAAAAAAUGUCAACCCAAACAGACAGAAUUCAUGCCAGCAAACCGAUGAUCUACAGCAUGGAAAUGGCUCAGUGACUCAUACAGAGUCAGAGAAGCCUGCAUUGCUAAAUCAAACAGAAGGAUAAUGUCUGACUAAAAAAACAAAAACAAUAAUGUCCAAGUAGAAAACCAGAAGAAUCACACGUUUCCAAAGAGGUUUCAGAGGAUGGACGAUGGUUUGAUAAAUAAGCUGUGCUUGGGCUGAAAUAACUGAUGCGUGAACAUCAGUUCCCUCAAUAUUUUCACUUUGCCUGAAGUAAGACAAAAAAAAGUGAUUAUAAAAUCAAGAAGAACAGAAGUUGGGGACAAGGAGCAACAAAUCUUUCCAAAUUAGCUGAUCAUGUCAGAGUAACAUGUUGUGUUCUUUUCAUUUACAUCUUGUUGUUUUGUGGAACGGUUUGUUCAUGUUU